AUUUCACGCGUAUUAAUCGUUGAUUAGCAGUCUGAACAGCCGAUGACGACUCCACAAAGACCAGUGAUAAUAAAAAUAUCCGAUUCAUCGGUUCAAUAGAAAAUGAUCCUAUUAUCAGUUCCCGAUGAUACAAGAUAAUCAUUCUCCUAUAAAACCAAUCAGUGGGCGUAUACGGUAGCAUUUCUGGUGACAAUGACUUCGCCACCUACGACUAACCGAUUUAUCCAGAGUUUUCUCUACGUAAUCCUCUAUCUUCCCUUAAUCACCUGCGAAUCACCUCAGGAUUAUGACGGAGGUGAUACGAGAUUCCGUGUACUCAAUCCAUUUCUAUCGAAUCGAGAGAUAAAUAAUAGUGCAGUGCAGGUGUUGGACGUUAUUCGUGAACUUCAGCCGAGAAAUAUCAUCAGGGCAAAUGGAAGGAGUUAUUUGGACCGAGCAAUUCGAUAUGACGCAGUCAACAAUUCGCAAUGCCAAGAUCAAUUUGCAUUAUAUGUUAAUGGUCUAGAAAAAUUUGAGACAUGGGCUCUGAAAAUGUUGGAUUCAUCAUCGAAGAUUCCCUCAGGAAUUUUGAAAGGUAAUCUAAAGGACUUGGGUGCUUACGACGAGUGUACAUCAGUCGAAGUAAAAAAAGAACUGGAAUUAAUUCGUGGACGUCCAUGCAUGUACUCAUUCUCCAUCGAUGGAACACCGAUGAUGCCCACCUCGUUAGAGAUUUCACUAUCUAUAUGCGCACCUGCGAGCUGUGACGCCGAAGACGUAACAGCGAUGUUGAAGAACCUGAUAAAUGAAACGUCAGCUAAUAUUCCCUUAAAGAUUCGUGUGGGACAGGUACAGUGUUCCGUUAUAGAUCCUGCACCAUUCGAAACCGGAGAGACUGUCGUCUUAGUGAUCCUCUCGAUAUUCCUCUGCUUCCUCAUCGGCUGCACCAUCUGCGAUAUCUAUGCCCGAAUGACUUGUCGGAGCAGACAGAACAGCUUCUGCAAUGCAAUCUCAAAAUUUUCAUUUUACACUAACAUAAUCCGUAUAUUCAAUACAAAUCAGCCCGGAGAUAAUGUAUCAGUAGUUAAUGGAAUAAGAUUCUUCAGCUUAAGUUGGGUAAUUCUUGGUCACGAGUAUCUACUGUCCAUCCAAGGACCAUCAAUAAAUCCAUUCGACGCACGUGAGUGGUAUCAAUCCUGGAGUUCUACGUACAUCCUGAUUGCUCCAUACGCUGUGGAUACAUUUUUUGUACUGAGUGGAUUCCUCACUUCGUAUCUUUUCAUGAAGGAAAUGUCGAAGGGCCGACGAUUUAAUUUAAUCACGUAUUAUCUUCACCGUUAUAUCAGAUUGACGCCAGCUUUUGCGGCGAUAAUCAUCUUAUCGAUAUACUUGUUACCACGAAUGGGCUCUGGGGCCAAGUGGGACUCAUGGAUGAAUAAUCAGAAGGAAUUGUGCAAACAGAGUUGGUGGCCCAUGAUGCUUUAUGUUCAUAAUUACGUGGGCGAGCAUCGCUUGUAUUGUCUGGCCCACACGUGGUACCUCGCGAUAGACAUGCAACUCUUCUGGAUAUCCCCAAUAAUUCUCUUGGCUUUAGCAAAAAAACCAAAAAUCGGACUCAGCAUUUUAUCAAUAUUACUCAUCAUUUCAAUAAUCACACCCGCUAUCGUCGUGGGAGAGGAAAAAUAUUCCGCAUCGCUUACUGCGAAUAUUUCCAAACCCAAUAGGUUAAUGGAUAUGAUGUACAACUUAUAUUUGGCAACGCAUACCAGGGCGGGCCCUUGGCUCCUCGGAAUUUACCUGGGCUACCUAAUCACCAGGAGACGACACGAAAUCAACACGAAGUUUAUGGUCCUGGGAUGGAUCCUCGCACUGGUGGCAUUUUCCUUUAUCUUCUUCACCCAUAAAAUUUUUCAAAAUAGUAAUUAUGAGUGGAAUGCCCCCUGGGAGAUCUUCUACGCCGGUUUCGCGAGGCACAUUUGGGCUGUUGGUGUCUGCUGGUUAAUUUACUCAUCUAUGAUGGGUUACGGGGGUGUAAUUGCCGAUUUAUUGUCUCUCCGGGUAUUCAUACCUUUCGGGAGAAUAUCUUACUGCGUUUAUUUGAUUCACAUGAUUAUUCAAAAUAUGGGAAUCGCCAGUGCCAGGGUUCCCAGGUAUUUCGAUCAACUCGUAGUUACUGAGAGUUUCUUCGGUCGAUUAAUUACCUCUAUUAUUGCUGGACUCGCUCUUAGUCUCGUUUUCGAGUCGCCAUUCUUGGCUCUCGAAAAAAUUGUAUUUAGGAGGGACAGGAGAGAUAAAACCGAGUCUCGAGAGGUUCUCCAGGACACGGAACCGGAAAUCGGUGUCAAUAACGAUGGUUACAUUCCUGACAAGCUUGAGGCAAUUGAUGGAAAAGUAUGAUGAGAUCAGUCACCAUCUUCAUGGGUUUUGGAAUUAAAUAUAUGCGGGGAUCAAUCUGAAAUUAUAAUUCUACACAAUCGAGAUUGUACGAACAUGAAAUGUACAAAUUUUGUCAGCUGUUUGUAAAUCGAUUUUACGUCGGGAAAAAUAAUGUAUUCAAUUAAUUGAAUCACUUGGAAAAAUUCGAAUAAAAAUUUAUUUCGAUGCAAAAAGUUAAUUGGAUUGACGAAAAUAUCUGUACAAUAUUUAUAGUUACAUUAGUAUCACGUGGAGAGGAUUUUAAUCGCUCAGUGUGAUGUUUGCAUUAUCGAAAUCUUGAGUGUAUUUUACCCUCGUCUCGAGUAAAUAUUAAUCGAACACUAUUCGGUGGAUUUGUACAGGCUUAAUUGAUCUCGAAUAUCUUCCAUCGUCGCAUCUGGAAACACAUCCCUUCGAUUUCGUAAUAAUUUAUAAAUUUCGGCUAAUGAUUCGGACUCUGACCUAAAAAAAAAAAA
Messenger RNA from Fopius arisanus, 2870 nucleotides. Its product is annotated as nose resistant to fluoxetine protein 6. The transcript is spliced from 8 exons. NCBI's taxonomy places the organism in Eukaryota, Metazoa, Arthropoda, Insecta, Hymenoptera, Braconidae. Bases 193 to 2376 code for a protein of 727 amino acids. The record is from RefSeq and is a predicted model, not a curated record. Gene Ontology annotation, molecular function: acyltransferase activity, transferring groups other than amino-acyl groups.